AUGGAACCCUGGCCUACCUUGGCCUGGGUCCUACUACUGACUCUCAUUGCUGACUGGUCGAAAACUAGCCAAUCGCGGGACUUCACAGUGAAUGACAUAGUGUACCUUCAUCCCUCCACCACACCCUAUCCUGGUGGAUUCAAGUGUUUCACAUGUGAAGCCUCUGUAGACAACUAUGAGUGCAACCGCUGGGCACCAGAUGUCUACUGUCCACGAGAAACCCGAUACUGCUACACGCGUCACCACAUGGAUGCGCGAGGGGACAGUGUGUCGGUGACGAAGCGUUGUGUGAGCCUGGCGGACUGCCUGUCCACUGGAUGUGCCGACGGUAACCAUGAAGGACACAAGGUUUGCACCGCCUGCUGUGAAGGAAACAUCUGCAACCUACCACUGCCAAGGAACGAGACGGACGCCAUCUUCAUCACCACAUCUCCCCUCAGCAGUGCCCCCAGGCUCCCCCAGCUUCCCUACAUGGCAGCCUGUUUCUUCAUCACUUUUACCAUCAUCAUCACCUUCCAUCUUGGCUAA
Scleropages formosus (Asian bonytongue) is the source of this 528-nucleotide messenger RNA. RefSeq names its product LY6/PLAUR domain containing 6 (gene lypd6). Gene Ontology annotation, molecular function: acetylcholine receptor inhibitor activity. The record is from RefSeq and is a predicted model, not a curated record. The transcript is spliced from 4 exons. Gene Ontology annotation, biological process: positive regulation of canonical Wnt signaling pathway. NCBI's taxonomy places the organism in Eukaryota, Metazoa, Chordata, Actinopteri, Osteoglossiformes, Osteoglossidae. Bases 1 to 528 code for a protein of 175 amino acids.